ACUAAAGCGUCAGCUGUCGCAAUGUCACAACAAUCUCAGUCGCAGACGAGACGUUGAAGAGCACUCUAAAUAAUGAAUUAAAGUUUAAAGAAAUGUAUUUAGAAUCUUUAUCGAUUUUAUCAGUAACUUCAACACUGAGAGUGAUGUAAAGGAGACGGAAAAAUCAACUAUCUUGGGAUAAAGUGGAAAAAAUUGAGUAUAUCCUUUCGGCAUAAUAAGUAUUCGGCUUAUAAUUUGAUCAACUAAGAUGAGACGAUGCCUCAAGUUAAUUCAUCGUCGUCAGAAUUCAAAAAAGUCAUCAUUGAUCCUUGGUUUAGUUGCAUUUCUACUCACAUUGUCUGCGAUAUUAACGCUUAAGCAUGCACUAAAUAGCGGGAAGAAAUGUUUUAUACUUCCGGAUGGAAGUCUCAGGGAGGAUCUCCUACUUCCGGAUAUUAUGAUGGACAACAAGACCCCAACAUUGGGUCGAACGAUAUUUUUUCAUGAAACAUCCUGUUCGCAGGAUCAAGUAAUUAAACUCAAUUCGAGACAAGCCUGUGCCAUUGAAUCCGCCGCCAAGAUGAAUCCCCAUUGGGACGUUUUCGUCCUAUUUGCCUCUCCGGUCGGAUUCCUCAAUAAAACAUCACUUCCUAUAAUAGAUGCUCUCACUUCUUACGACAACAUUCACUUUCGCAACGUGAAUCUCUGGAAUUACGCUUAUGGAACGCCCAUCUAUGACUGGAUUAAAGAUGGACAGAUUUUCUACUCGUCAUACAUGAACUCCCAUGUCUCAGACUUUCUCAGAUACCUCAGCCUCUACAAAUGGGGUGGAACAUACUUGGACCUCGAUGUUAUCGUUAAAGUUAACUUUGACACUGUGCCCUCAAACUACGCCGGAGCAGAGUCAGAGAACUUUGUUGCAGCUGGUAUUAUCAACCUAGACCAUGAUGGAUUUGGCCAUGAAAUCGCUGAUAUGUGUUUAAGUGAUUUUCAGGUGAAUUUCAAUGGAGAUGAUUGGGGCAACAAUGGUCCGGGGGUUAUUACACGAGUCCUUCACAGAGUCUGUCAGACCGAUAGACCUCUCUUCAUGACUCGUGACAGAUGCAGAGGCUUCAAAGUAUUCCCCAUCAGUGCUUUCUAUGCCAUUGGCUGGAAAGACUGGCGGUACUUCUUCAGCGAGGCCAAAACCAAAGAAGUUCUUGAGAUAGUCAACAACAAGUCAAUUGUUGUGCACUUCUGGAACAAACACUCGGCCAAUGAGCGUGUCCGUGUGGGAAGCACAUCAGCUUAUGGUCAAUUGGCUGAUGAAUACUGUCCAAGAGUCUACAGAUCUGGUGGGGAAUAUUUCUAAAUAUAUAGCCAGAAAAACAGGGUUAAUUGGACGAUAAUUCCUAGAAUCUCAAGGAAACAUUCACAAGAAUUGUACAAAUAGUAGAGCCUCAUGAGAACUUUUAUCGUAUCUCAACGUAUUUUUUUUUUGCUUGAUUUUUUAUAGUAUUUUUUUUUUAGUUCUUUUCAUUUGUGUCAUAGUGUCUGACUGAAUUUGUUAAAUCCAUAAACAUCACGUGUAAGAGACAAAUAAAAGCAUUUUGAAAAAAAAAA
Phlebotomus papatasi is the source of this 1581-nucleotide messenger RNA. Its product is annotated as lactosylceramide 4-alpha-galactosyltransferase-like. Gene Ontology annotation, molecular function: alpha-1,4-N-acetylgalactosaminyltransferase activity. The coding region runs from base 248 to 1330 and encodes 360 amino acids. Gene Ontology annotation, biological process: glycosphingolipid biosynthetic process. The record is from RefSeq and is a predicted model, not a curated record. The transcript has 5 exons. Lineage: Eukaryota; Metazoa; Arthropoda; Insecta; Diptera; Psychodidae.